Messenger RNA from Strongyloides ratti, 1077 nucleotides. Its product is annotated as Ribonuclease Zc3h12a-like domain-containing protein. The transcript has 2 exons. The record is from RefSeq and is a predicted model, not a curated record. Lineage: Eukaryota; Metazoa; Nematoda; Chromadorea; Rhabditida; Strongyloididae. Bases 1 to 1077 code for a protein of 358 amino acids.
AUGCAUAAUAUGAAAAAUCGUCGAAAAGAUGUUGUUGAAUUUUAUCAGCAACAAGUAGAAAAAAAACUAUGUCGUGUACUGAAAAAUGAGUAUCUUUUUAGUACUACGUAUCCAGAAGCCUUACCUAGAGUUGUCGUUUUGGAUUGUUGCAGCAUUUUUAAGGCUUCAUGGGUAACUAAUAAAGAUUAUAUAAAUUGUGCUGGUUUACUUACAACAAUAAGAUAUUUUUUGGUUCGAGAUAUUGAUGUUGCUGUCUUCAUGCCAAUUACAUAUUUCAAUAAUGGAAAUAUUACUGUUGAUGAUGGUAAUUUAUUGAUGGAACUUCGUAAAUUUGAUAUUAUAACAUUUAUUCCAUCUAAUAAUUUAUAUCGUGAAAGACCAGCUUAUCUUGGUUAUGAUGAUUUGUAUGUAUUACAUGCUGCAAAAAGAUUUGGUGGAAUGAUUGUUUCAAGUAAUCGUUUUGAUGAAGUAUAUCAAAAGCAACAAUAUAGUCAAUAUCGCAGUAUUAUUAGAAAUCGUCGUUUAAGUUUACAAUUUAUACCAAUGGGAAAAAGUAUCGUUAAAUAUGGAAAAGAUAUUUUUUAUAAAUGUUUUCCAAAAAUAGAAUUAUCAAUAGAAAAUACAGAUUUUCAUUCAAGAAAACAACAAAAUUCAAUGUUUUGUAUGCCAUUUGAUCCGGAUUAUGAAAAAGUUGCAUUUCGUGGAAGAUUUUGGAAUAAGUCAAAAAGACUUGAAAUAAUAAAUGCUAUUGAUAGUAUGCUUAAAAAUUUAGAAAAUCGUUGUUAUAUAUAUGAUUUUGUAUCACCUUUAACUACUUAUAAUCCUUCUACAAGUUAUCUACCACUAAAAGUUUUGAAUGAAAUUGAAUAUAAAAAAACAUUUAUUUCUAAUAUUUCAUACAUUUCUCAACCAAUAGAAAAUUUAUACAAUUUACAAAAAAUGCCUAAUAAUAAGAUACUAACUGUUGUUAAUGAUAAAAAUACUGAUGAUUGUAAUGAAGAAAAACCUAUUGAAUCAUCAUUAUACAAAGCUUAUGGGCAAAAGAAUAUACUUGAGAAUAUAUUAUAUUCAUAUUAA